This is a messenger RNA of Scutellospora calospora, 195 nucleotides long. Lineage: Eukaryota; Fungi; Glomeromycota; Glomeromycetes; Diversisporales; Gigasporaceae. The record is from the annotation of a GenBank genome assembly.
AUGUUUAGUGAAUAUAUCGAGAGAGGUAAAUAUAUUGAAAAGUUAGGAGAUGUCAAUGUCCUGAAGGGUAUCAUAAAUAUUAGAGAUCAAAAAAAACAUGUUUUAUGUAAUGAUUAUAGAAAACCUACAGCUUCUGCUUGUAGACGUUGCAAAAAAUAUUCUAAAGGAUAUUAUAUUAUACAAUUUUAUGCUUAA